AUGAUCCAGCACAGUCAGUCGAUAUUGACCACUCGACUUGGCAGCACCGUCAACGGUCUUCCUCUCGUCAAACUUCCCACGCCUCCCUACUCGACCGGCGACAAGACGUCCUUUGGCUGGGUCACCGCCCGCGAGCGCUGGCCUGUGAUCAUCACCCAGGCCAUCGAUGAUCUCUACCGUUCCGUUGCCGCGACCGAUGACGCUGAGAAGAGGGAGGAGGGCAAGAAGAUCGUCGAGCAGAUCGCCCGCCUCAAGUAUGAGGUCCAGCAUGACCGCGCUUUGGUACCGAUCGAUGACGAUGGAUACCCCGACGUGGCCAUCUACAACGAAGAGCUGAAGAAGCUCGGCGAGCCAACAUGGCUGAACGUGCCGUGGCUGUACUGCGAGUGCUACCUGUUCAGACGCAUCAGCACGUUCUUCGCCAAGUCUUCCCACUGGAAGAGCUACGACGUCUUCGCCCGCCAGAAGAUCAGCACCUUCCGCUCCUCGCGCCCGGCCGUUGUCGAGCUCGCCUCCAAGUACAAGGACCUCGUCGAGCAGAUCCACAAGAACAAGGACGCCGCCAAGGACGAGGCGGCGGAGAAGCUGCUUUUCACUGAGAUGGCCGAGAUUUGCCUCUGGGGCAACGCCACUGACCUGUCGCUGCUCACGAGCUUGACGUACGAGGACAUCCAGAAGCUGCAGGGCUCCGACGCACGCAAGGCGUCUGAGAAGAACAUCCUCACCAACGACCUGCCCGCCGUCUACGAGCUCCUGAAGAAGGCCAAGGCCGAGGGCAAGGCGGAGCGCCGCGUGGACAUCGUCCUCGACAACGCCGGCUUCGAGCUGUACGUCGACCUCAUCCUCGCCGGAUACCUCCUCUCCGCAGGCCUGGCGACGCACGUUGUGCUGCACCCGAAGUCGAUCCCCUGGUUCGUCUCCGACGUUCUGCCCGGCGACUUUGGCCAGCUCCUGAGUGCGAUUGCUGCUCCCAAGCCAUUCUACGAGACGCCAUCCGAAGACGAGAAGUUGCAGAACAAGACCCCCGAGCCCCUGUCGGGCACGGACGAGGCCAACCUGUCGUUCUUGUUCCAGGAGUGGAGCCGUUUCCACGCUGAGGGGCAGUUGAUCCUGAGACCCAACCGCUACUGGACGCAUCCCGGUCCCUUCUGGCAGUUGCCCGAGGAGGCCAAGGAUCUGUACGAGGACCUCAAGACCAGCGAGGUCGUCAUCUUCAAGGGCGAUCUCAACUACCGCAAGUUGACCGGCGAUGCCGACUGGGACGCCGCCACGCCCUUCACGGAGGCCAUCAAGAACCUCGGCCCCGGAUCCGGCGUCAACGUUCUCGCUCUGCGCACAUGCAAGGCAGACGUUGUCGUCGGCCUCCAGCCCGGCGAGGACGAGAGGUUGAAGGCGCUGCCUGACGGCGGUGGCGACUCGGGCGCCAGGAAGUGGGCGUGGAGCGGCAAGUGGGCGGUGGUGUCGUUCUCGAGCGGCCAGUAA
Messenger RNA from Colletotrichum karsti, 1482 nucleotides. RefSeq lists its product as uncharacterized. Gene Ontology annotation, biological process: DNA damage response. The record is from RefSeq and is a predicted model, not a curated record. Lineage: Eukaryota; Fungi; Ascomycota; Sordariomycetes; Glomerellales; Glomerellaceae. Gene Ontology annotation, cellular component: cytoplasm; nucleus. The transcript is spliced from 6 exons. The coding region runs from base 1 to 1482 and encodes 493 amino acids. Gene Ontology annotation, molecular function: phosphatase activity.